Penicillium oxalicum is the source of this 222-nucleotide messenger RNA. RefSeq lists its product as uncharacterized. NCBI's taxonomy places the organism in Eukaryota, Fungi, Ascomycota, Eurotiomycetes, Eurotiales, Aspergillaceae. The transcript has 2 exons. The record is from RefSeq and is a predicted model, not a curated record. Bases 1 to 222 code for a protein of 73 amino acids.
AUGCUGCGAAACGUUGACUCAUUCUCCAGCCCCGCCCAAGUCUUUGGGAGACAGAUCGCUUUGUCUCUGCUCGUGGCGAAUAUUUGUGGCGAACUGAAGAGUCUUUCACACAGUGUCAAAUCUCGUGGCGGAUUCCUCUCAAGUGAUGUCUACGGGGGCUUGCAACAUGUUCUUGAAGUGGAAUCCUCCCCUAGAAGAAACCUUUUCUGGCAGCUGGCCUAA